Messenger RNA from Nomascus leucogenys (northern white-cheeked gibbon), 3787 nucleotides. It is a transcript of the gene CSGALNACT2, whose product is annotated as chondroitin sulfate N-acetylgalactosaminyltransferase 2. The record is from RefSeq and is a predicted model, not a curated record. Gene Ontology annotation, molecular function: glucuronosyl-N-acetylgalactosaminyl-proteoglycan 4-beta-N-acetylgalactosaminyltransferase activity. Lineage: Eukaryota; Metazoa; Chordata; Mammalia; Primates; Hylobatidae. Gene Ontology annotation, cellular component: Golgi cisterna membrane.
CUCAGGCGCGGCGGCGCGCCCGGGGGGGUGGGUGGCUGAGGCGGCGGCGGCGGCGGCCGCAAGGCGUGAGGCGCCGCCCUGGUGUGCCCGCGGCGCAGGAGGCGGCGGAGCGCAUAGCGGGCGAACGCGAAAAAUCACUACCAAUAUAAUGGAUUUUAUAUAUCAGAUUGCUUUAUUCUGGAUAUCAUGGUAACAAUACAGAAAGUAUACAUAAUUUCCCAUUUCUGCAAGUAGUCAUGACUGCUGAAGAAAGAAAAACUUAAAGCUACGGCAGAAUUAUUUGGGUAACUUUUAUGGAAAUUCUGAUUUUGUUUUUAAUUUUUGAUAACUUUUUACUAAAGGUAUGAACACACAAAGAGCUUAUUUUGUUAGGCAAAUACACAUUAAUAAGAAUGCCUAGAAGAGGACUGAUUCUUCACACCCGGACCCACUGGUUGCUGUUGGGCCUCGCUUUGCUCUGCAGUUUGGUAUUAUUUAUGUACCUCCUGGAAUGUGCCCCCCAGACUGAUGGAAAUGCAUCUCUUCCUGGUGUUGUUGGGGAAAAUUAUGGUAAAGAGUAUUAUCAAGCCCUCCUACAGGAACAAGAAGAACAUUAUCAGACCAGGGCAACCAGUCUGAAACGCCAAAUUGCCCAACUAAAACAAGAAUUACAAGAAAUGAGUGAGAAGAUGAAGUCAUUGCAAGAAAGAAAGAAUGUAGGGGCUAAUGGCAUAGGCUAUCAGAGCAACAAAGAGCAAGCACCUAGUGAUCUUUUAGAGUUUCUUCAUUCCCAAAUUGACAAAGCUGAAGUUAGCAUAGGGGCCAAACUACCGAGUGAGUAUGGGGUCAUUCCCUUUGAAAGUUUUACCUUAAUGAAAGUAUUUCAAUUGGAAAUGGGUCUCACUCGCCAUCCUGAAGAAAAGCCAGUUAGAAAAGACAAACGAGAUGAAUUGGUGGAAGUUAUUGAAGCGGGCUUGGAGGUCAUUAAUAAUCCUGAUGAAGAUGAUGAACAAGAAGAUGAGGAGGGUCCCCUUGGAGAGAAACUGAUAUUUAAUGAAAAUGACUUCGUAGAAGGUUAUUAUCGCACCGAGAGAGAUAAGGGCACGCAAUAUGAACUCUUUUUCAAGAAAGCAGACCUUAUGGAAUAUAGACAUGUGACCCUCUUCCGCCCUUUUGGACCUCUCAUGAAAGUGAAGAGUGAGAUGAUUGACAUCACUAGAUCAAUUAUUAAUAUCAUUGUGCCACUUGCUGAAAGAACUGAAGCAUUUGUACAGUUUAUGCAGAACUUCAGGGAUGUUUGUAUUCAUCAAGACAAGAAGAUUCAUCUCACAGUGGUAUAUUUUGGUAAAGAAGGACUGUCUAAAGUCAAGUCUAUCCUAGAAUCUGUCACAAGUGAGUCUAAUUUUCACAAUUACACCUUGGUCUCGUUGAAUGAAGAAUUUAAUCGUGGACGAGGACUAAAUGUGGGUGCCCGAGCUUGGGACAAGGGAGAGGUCUUGAUGUUUUUCUGUGAUGUUGAUAUCUAUUUCUCAGCCGAAUUCCUUAACAGCUGCCGGUUAAAUGCUGAGCCAGGUAAGAAGGUGUUUUACCCUGUGGUGUUCAGUCUUUACAAUCCUGCCAUUGUUUAUGCCAACCAGGAAGUGCCACCACCUGUGGAGCAGCAGCUGGUUCACAAAAAGGAUUCUGGCUUUUGGCGAGAUUUUGGCUUUGGAAUGACUUGUCAGUAUCGUUCAGAUUUCCUGACCAUUGGUGGAUUUGACAUGGAAGUGAAAGGUUGGGGUGGAGAAGAUGUUCAUCUUUAUCGAAAAUACUUACAUGGUGACCUCAUUGUGAUUCGGACUCCGGUUCCUGGUCUUUUCCACCUCUGGCAUGAAAAGCGCUGUGCUGAUGAGCUGACCCCCGAGCAGUACCGCAUGUGCAUCCAGUCUAAAGCCAUGAAUGAAGCCUCUCACUCCCACCUGGGAAUGCUGGUCUUCAGGGAGGAAAUAGAGACGCAUCUUCAUAAACAGGCAUACAGGACAAACAGCGAAGCUGUUGGUUGAAAUCAUAAUUAAUGCAUUACUGUGUGAAUCACAAACCAGCACUAUUUAUUUAGCCUUACUUCUACUUCCAGAUGCAGUGCCUCUUUUGGAGAAGACAUGUUUAUUUUUCAUGUUCUUUCUGACAUUACUUUAGCAAUUCAACUUGAUGUGAAAAGAAAAAACAAAUGUUUCAACACGAAGUCUCUGUUUUGUGAGAAUACUGCACUAUGGAAUAAUUGACAAGUUGAAAUCUCGUAUUUGUCCCAAAAGUUGUUUUGAGUUAGUUCUACCUGGUGCCCAUGUUCUGAUUGUGUGUGGGAUUGCAUGGUGUCCUGAUUGCAUCUAGGUGGAGCAGAUGGAAUGUGCUGGGCCACUGUUGGGUGGAGAGCAGCAUAUUCUUACAGAGGCGAUGGAGUGUUACAAGCAUAGUGUGUGGACAGGUAUCUUCACCUGCCCGCACCUGAGUCAGCCUCCUUGAUUUGAUAGCCUGAAGAAUCUUUUUCCACUGAAGUAGAGGAUAAUUAAUUGACACAUCUGAAAUCCCCAAUCAAGCAAGAGAAAGGUAGAAAUAAAAACUCCUUAACUUACUGUUGCUUACACCCCUGAAAGUCUGUUUUUAAGCAAAUGGGUAAUAGUAGAAAAUAGGUUAGAAUCUAUGGCUUGAUAUAAAAUAUAAUGUUAUUACAUUAUCAUGUUCAGGAUUAGGAUUAGUAGUCAGUUGCUGUAAACUAUUUUGAACGAACAGAAAAGAACACAGAAACAUUUUUAACAGAACAUUUAAUUAUGUUGGAGUACAGGAUCCUAGCUCUGUCUGGGAACAUUAGUUUAUGUGAGCCAGCUCUAUCAGGGUCUUCCCGUGGUGGUUCAGAAUAGAUGAGCAUAGCAUGGUUUUGUUUGUUUUUGCUUUCGAUUUUCUCAUUUGGCAUGGAUCCAUAUGUAUUUACUAUCCUUUUUUCUAAUAUAUUAAUAUAUGCUACAUUCGUCUUUGCAUUACUAUAAUACUUUGAGUUGAAAAAGAGUUUCAUUGUGGAGAGAAAAAGCAAAUGGUAUGCCACAAGAUCACUCUGAUUUGAGAAAAGGGAGGAGGGGAAGAUAGUCUGAAUGGAAAUCUGAAAUACGGAAUGUUUUAGAGAAAUAUAUCAUUUGCAUAUAGAAUGUUUUAAUUGAGGUAUAAAUUAAUGAGACAAAGUGAAGAAGAAAUUAUAUUCAGAUAGGACUGCACUACAUUAUUUGUCAUACAUGGAUCUGUUACCAUCAGGUCAAUUCCUAGUAUGCAUAAAUUUUUUAACCCUUUUCAAAGAGACCUAUGUUGAAAAUCCCUGAAAAUUCACUGAAGAAAAAUCAUUACUCUUUUUCUCAGUAAACCGUAUCAUCUGAAAUAUUACAAAUUUCAAAUUUCUAGGUGCUAUAUUCAAUAUUACAAUAACUCUUACCUAAUUAUUCUUACAAGUUUUAAGUUGUGGUAUUUUAAUGAUUUUUUUAAAAGAUGUGUGAAAUGUUCUCUGCAAAAUAAUUCAGGCCACUGUCUCCUUUUAUAUAUUAUUAUAAUUAUUUAUUAUGAAGACCAGUGAAUUAUGAUAUUUAAAGUGAGAGAACUUAAUUAUUUGCAAAGGUAAGUUACAGGUUGUUUUUUGAGAGAAUCAAAUGAGUUUACUUUUGUUCCUGUUGUUGUUUUUAAACUAGCUUUAAGUUUAGAGAUGGAAGCUAAGCAAUGGAAAUGUUAUACGUUUUUGACAUUUAUUAAAUGGUACCAAUAAAGUAUUUUAUUACCAAAAGUUAAAUGAAAA